Molecule: messenger RNA, 2097 nt
Organism: Amphimedon queenslandica
Lineage: Eukaryota; Metazoa; Porifera; Demospongiae; Haplosclerida; Niphatidae
Product: chitinase 3-like
Exons: 12
Coding region: 220-1737 (505 amino acids)
Source: RefSeq, a predicted model, not a curated record
GAUAUAUAGACUGACCACAUUCACUAUCAGCAGCCCUUGCAGCCUUCCCUCACCACUGUAGCACCUUCAGCCCUGAGUAUCAUUACCUGCUGACUACUGCUAAUCACUGACUGCUUUAGUCUCCACCUCAACUGUAUAUACUGCUGAUUACUGUCUGUUAGGAACUGGUUUAGUCUCUUCUCUGUCUAUUGGAAGACUGUGUAGAUAAGACUGGACAAUAUGUUCUUGUUCAUUUCAGUUUGUAUAAUUACAAUAUGUGGAUCAGCUACUGAUGGUCACUCUAUUAGUAAAAGAGAUGUUCCUCCAUUAGCUCUACACUGCACUCCUCAGUGGAAUGGAACUGAUCAAUCAUUCACUGUCCAUAUUGAUUUCAAUGUCUCCAAUGACAUUAUUGGUAGCCUUCAUCAUUUUUGGAUCACAUUUGAAGUUUCUUUAAAAUCAAAUGGAAAUACACAAUCACACAUUGACGUAGCACAGGUUAAUGCUAAUAGUGGAACAGGACAUCAAAAUGUAACUCAGUUUCAAUAUACUGAUUACAAUAGACGUCCUAUUAGUAACCACUUAAAAGCUGAUUAUCUAGUGACUAUGAGUUGGACUCAGUUCCCAGCUGGUGUGUCUAGUAACAAAAGAGACACUGUGUUCCUAUACCCUCCCCCUCCUCCCACUCCAGUUGAUUCAUUACUAACCAACAGUGUCUAUACUACUUACCCUAUACCUUCUUCUUUCAUAGUAACCAUCACCUCAUUGACUGUAUCAUGGACUAUUGAUGAUGGUGAUGAUAAUAAUCAACUGAUUAAAUAUUAUUUGAAUUUCAUUGGAGACUUUAUUAGUCAGCAUGCUCCAUCAGUUGUUAGCAACGUGACUGCAGGAGACAAUGAUACGUUCACAGGUCAAAGUAUAGCCCCCAUUACUAUAUAUGUACAUGGUCACUCUCCAUUCAUACUAAUACAGAUGUAUUCCCAAUAUUCUGUUACUGGCAAUAGUGGCCAAAUGAUAACUGUCACUUCUGAUAUCACUAGUAUAGCAAACAUUUCAUUAACAACAACAACAACAGCAACAACAACUACUACUACUACAGCAGCCACCAGUACUCCUACUAAUAAUACUCCAAUGAGCACUACAAUAGAACCAACAGCAACAACAACAGCAGUAGCAGUAUCAGAUACAUCAGUUGCUUGUGUCCCAUUAUCAGUUACUAGUGUCCCAUUAUUGAGUGUGACUAUGGAGACAUUGAGUGUUAUGUCAUCUCAUCAGGUAACAGAAUCAGUGACAGGAAGUACUACUCCUAAUGCCACCACCAUUGAAGUCACUCCUACAGCUACAUCUACUAGCACACAAUCAACUACUACUAAUACUACUAUUACUAUUACUACUGACUCUGCCAGUGGUUCUAAUGCUGCUCCUAUUAUGGCUGGAGCUAUUGGAGGAAUAAUAUUAUUGAUUAUUAUACUGAUUGCAAUAACAAUAGCAAUCAAGAAACAAAAAAGUAACAAUGAAGUAUCUAAAAAGGCUGAUGCAGUAGUGACUUAUGAUGAGAUCAUUGUUACACCAACUACUACUACUGAAGUACCAAUAUAUGAUACACCAAUGGAACUACAGGCUAAUACUGCUUAUGAUGUUAUUAAUGAAGAUAUAAUUAAUUACAGAUUGUUCAGUUCUCAUUUCUCUUACACUAAUGGCUACUGCUACUGGUAUGUACCUGUGUCUUAUAUUGACUGGAUGCAUGAGUUUUGGUAAAUCUUCUGUAUUACACUAUGGUCAAACAGUUCCUGAUACUGGUAUACUACCAUGUUCUGGUGACAGAGUAGAACUGACUUGUACAACUGAUACUGGUGUAGUAGUUUGGAAAGCAGAUAAUGGAGCAGAAACUGAACUAACUCAUCUUACUCAACCUGUUGUGAUAGACAGUCUCAAUGUCAGUGUUACUGCUGUUAAUGGUAGUAUGAUAACAGCUACUGCUACUAAUAAAUCAGUAAAUGUAUCAUUGAAUGGAACUAUGAUUGGUUGUACAGAUAUGGUUGGUGCUAGCUAUAUAUAUUCAAAUAUUACUUUGUCAGGUCCACCAGUAUUACCAGUAUUACAUACAACAGCUAAACC